Cucurbitaria berberidis CBS 394.84 is the source of this 1037-nucleotide messenger RNA. RefSeq lists its product as uncharacterized. Lineage: Eukaryota; Fungi; Ascomycota; Dothideomycetes; Pleosporales; Cucurbitariaceae. The transcript is spliced from 2 exons. The record is from RefSeq and is a predicted model, not a curated record. Bases 289 to 687 code for a protein of 132 amino acids.
GCCUUGUGUUGGAGGUGCACACUCUCCGACAGAUACAAUGAGGCUUCUUCUUCACGGUCCUUCUUUUCCUUCAUUGACUUUUCUUCACUCUUGAUUCUUCGCUCCUUCUUUCAAUACAAUCAGAUACGCGCUUUAUAGCAGCAAAGCAAACGCCGAACACGGACUGGUGCUUGACUAAUAACGAGCAUUGCCCAGCUACGCCGCGGAACGCCUUGCAUCAAAGGCUACGAGACGAUCAGUAGUCCAUCGCUCCUACAUCACACUCUUCGAAAACACCAAUCGCCAGCCAUGUCUCAGAAAUACGACGCGCCCCAGGGCGCACCACCGCAGUACCCUCAAUCCCCUCCACCUAUCCACCACGACGCCGGGCCUGCCCCUGGCGGCGUGCAGCCCUACUACAACAACAAUGCCCCCCAGGGCGGCUCUGCAGAUUACUACGGCAACUCCCCGAACCCAUACCAACAGCAAGGUCAAUACGGACCGCCACAAGGACAGUAUGGACAACCGCAGGGGCAAUAUGGAUAUGGUCAGCCGCAGCAGGGAAUGCAGUACCAGCAGGGACCGCCGCCACCAGGAGGUUACUAUCAGGAUGAUAGGAGACAGGGCGGUGGCGGUGCGGGAGGAGGCAUUUUCGCGGGUCUGUGUGCGGGAUUGGCGUGCUGUUGCUGCUUGGACUGCUUGUUUUAGACAGUUGGGGAACAAAGGGAGGCCGUGAGCAGUGGCGGGACCAAGGAAUGCCGUUGAAACGUACCCAGCAUGAGCAUUUAGGCUUCCUCGACACAACACUCUUGCUUACUACCACUCACCGAACGCGGCGCACGGAGAGAAAGAGAAAGAGAAGGGUCUCCUGAUACCAUACGGCUUGUAGAAUGCCAGAUUUCAUUUGUCAUUUCAAUUUUUCUGCGAGAGGUUUCGACGUAUAUAUCGGCUUGAUGUUCUUCUCAGAGCUCAAUGUCAGGAGCGAAUAUGUUCAGCCUGACACCUCACUAAUGCAUCUUACAACUAAUCCAAAUGUCUCUGCAUUCGAUAAACCUGCA